UGUUGCUGGAACGAUGGCGUCCCAGUGUAGUCUCUCGACUUUAUUUCCUAUUCAAAGUCAGCUGGAUUGCGACUUAGACGAAGCCACGACGCGACAAGAGAAAGAAAAUCUUGUGCACCAGUAUUUGAGCAAACUAGACGAGGAAGAGGAUCUGAAGAUACCCGAUUUCCAGACAGGCUUGGAAUGGCUGAACACGGAGGGUCCUCUGUCUCUGAACAAGGAGCUGGCUGGGAAAGUGGUGCUGCUGGACUUCUUUACUUACUGCUGCAUCAACUGCAUGCACAUCCUGCCUGACCUGCACCAGCUGGAGCACGAGCACUCUGUCAAAGAUGGACUGGUGAUCGUCGGUGUUCACUCGGCUAAGUUCCCCAACGAAAAGGUUCUAGACAACAUUCGCAGCGCUGUGCUCCGCUACGACAUCUGCCAUCCGGUGGUGAACGACAGCGAGGCCUGCCUCUGGCACGAGCUGGAGGUGUCCUGUUGGCCCACGCUGGUCCUGCUGGGCCCGCGUGGAAACCUUCUCUUCUCUCUGGUUGGAGAAGGCCACCGCGACAAGCUGAAGCUUUUCACUGACAUGGCCCUCCGUUACUACGGGGAGAAGGGUCUGCUGAAGGCACACACAGUGGGGAUCAAACUCUACAGAGACUCCCUGCCUCCCAGCGUCCUGUCUUUUCCUGGGAAGGUGGCCAUAGACGACAGCAGGAAGAGGCUGGCCAUAGCAGACACCGGGCAUCACAGAAUACUGGUGGUUACCGUUACUGGGCAGCUUGAACAUGUCAUAGGAGGGCCUGAAAGUGGAAGACAAGAUGGCGACCUGUCCAAAGCUUCCUUUAACUCCCCUCAGGGUGUGGCCAUUAAAGGAGACACUGUAUAUGUGGCUGACACAGAAAACCACCUGAUAAGAAAGAUCGACCUCUCAGAGCGGAGAGUCAGCACUCUAGCAGGAGUAGGCACUCAGGGCACAGACAAAGAGGGCGGGGCCGUGGGACCUGAGCAGCCCAUUAGCUCUCCUUGGGAUGUGACUCUGGGCUCUGCCGGCGCUGAUGAAGAUAACGUGCUGUGGAUAGCCAUGGCAGGGACCCACCAGAUCUGGGCUUUGUUCCUAGCAGAUGGGAAGCUGCCCAAAGGAAGUGAGUCUAAGGCCGGGACAUGCAUAAGAUGGGCUGGCAGCGGGAGUGAGGAGAACCGGAACAACUCGUACCCUCACAAGGCGGGUUUCGCUCAGCCUUCGGGUCUGGCUUUGGCCCCUGAGGAGCCAUGGAGCUGUCUGUAUGUGGCCGAUAGUGAAAGCAGCACCAUCCGCACGCUGGCACUGAAGGACGGAGCCGUCAAGCUGCUGGUCGGAGGAGAGAGAGACCCAAUGAACCUUUUUGCUUUCGGGGAUGUAGACGGGAAAGGAGUCGGCGCCAAGCUGCAGCAUCCUCUCGGUGUUGCCUGGGCUCCUGAACAAAGCCUGCUCUAUGUGGCCGACUCCUACAACCACAAGAUCAAGUUGGUUGAUCCGAAGACGAAGCAGUGUAGCACAUUAGCUGGGACUGGCGAGGCUGGAGAAACCCUGGGCCCUGAAUUUGACAAAUCCUGCUUCAAUGAACCUGGAGGAGUCUGUGUGGGCGGCAGUGGAAAACUUCUCUUUGUGGCCGAUACCAACAAUCACCAAAUCAAAGUGCUGGACCUGACCUCCAAGACCGUCUCACUGUUCCCCGUCUCCAUGGACUGCACAGACUCAGUACCGUCAAAGCCUACGGGUCCGGCCAAAGCCCCGACGCUGCCUAAAUCAGCUCCCAGGAAAGAAAUGCCCGCAGUGGUGGUGUCUGCAGGCCAGACUCUCGUCAUGUCAGUCACUCUGUCGCUUCCAGAAGGAACCAGACUCACUGAAGAGGCCCCCAGCUGCUGGGCGCUCUCCGCUGAGGGUAACGAGUGGCUUCUAGGAGGUCAGGUGAUCACUGGUGACAUAAUGGACGUGUCGAAGCCCAUCUCCAUCACAGCCAAACUUCCAGCUGUUAUAAAGGACUCAAACAGCAAUCCAAGCCUCACUCUGGGUGUGUGGGUGUACUACUGUAUGGAAAAGGGUAACGCCUGUAUGAUGAAAGCUGCCUCCUUCACCCAGCCUCUUCAAAUAAGUGCCAAUGCUGUCGACGGAGAUGUUACUCUAUCUUUGGCUCACACCUUCUAAGACCCUUUUUAAUUGUUUAAGUCACAUUAAGUGCAGAAUCAAUACCUUCUACACACACAUACUCGUUUUUCAUUUCUGUCCUAGCUAACUCCAGCUCCUGUUUUGUUUCAGGGAUCCGUAAGUAGAGAGCACAGAUUGUUUCUGACUGUCACUUCUAACAAAAAUGCAGCUCAUACAAAUCGGAUUUUCUGGGGAAUUUCAUUUCAAACUGCUCAGAGGGCCAAACACAAAAGAAAACAAAUAGUUACAUCCCCAGGCAUCUUACAAAUCAUGCACAGGGAAGUGAAGUGAAAACAAUGCAGCAAAUAAAUAUGAAAACAUACUGGAGGAGGAAUUUUUAAAAACAGAUUUAGUUCAAAUGGGCUGAUAUAUGAUCCAGCAGAAGAUGGAUUCUACCUCUCCUUGCACAAGCAUUGCUUUUGAAUGCUAAUACAGAAAAAAGGCCUAACCUCAAAGAUAUAAUAUUGGAAUCCCACGAGGCUUUCAGUUGGAUUAUUAAGAUCCCAAAUCAAAACUCUCAAACGUUCUUUAUUCUUAAUUCAGGGAGAGAAGAAGAAAGCUGAAAAGGACAAGGUCAGGAGAGGUUAUCUAUGCAGUAGACUCACAUUGGUAUUAUCAUGACUAAUUAGAAAAAUGACUCGCUUCAGAGGAUUCAAUCAAACAUUAGCUGUGCACUUCUCUGUUAUAUAUAUGUCCAUGUUUACGUAUGGUUUCUUUGGUUUACACUCCUCCAUCGUGGCUGCGGUCUUCAGGCACACUUUUCUAACUCGUACAUAUUUGUUUAUGUAAAUUUACACCCUCUAAAAGGUUUUGCUCUUCUCUUACAGUUUUGUUCUGGGUCUCCACUGCUUGUUUCAUACUUUUGAAAUGCAUUAUUCAUGACCCGAAGGAGAUGUUCUAGAGCAUAAAAUAUGACUCUUAUCUAAGUAAUGAAUGAAGUGCCUGUACUCCGAAAGUGGACGCAACCUCCUGCAAACUAAUGAUCGGCUUUCUGCUGCCUUUGCACUGUGAGCGAUAUCAUAUUAAGAACGUCUUAUUAAAUAACCUCUCAAGAUUAAAUACAUUUCAUCUCAUGAUAAGGAGAUGCUCUAAUACUGUGACAUGCUCUGAACUAUGUGAUGAUAAUGAGCAAGUUGUCAUUUCCCAUCAUUGGUUUGUUGUAAGAAAUGGACCAAAGAGUUCUUUUUUUUUUUUGUCGCUGUCAUGUCUCACAUCAUGACGUUUCUUUUCAGACUCUUUUUAUUUGGUUUGGAUCACUCGGCCCGAAUGCCUCAAGAAGAGGUGCCACUGUAUGGAUGGUGAAAAACUGAUGACACUUAAACUGUAUCAAAAGCAAUAACAUUUGUGUAAUGAGAGGAAUGUUUUAUUCCCACAAGUUAUUUAUUUCAAAUGAACUAGAAACGACUUGCUAGCUGGAUUCCUCAGUAUUCUGGCUUUUUUUUUUACUAACCAUGAUGAGCUUGAGUUGCUGCCUGUGAGCGUUAAGUUCAGGUGUGAUUUGGGACCGUCUGUGUUACUACUUCUUAAUGCUGCACUUUAAGAUUAAACGAAAAGCUAAGAAAACAUUUGUAUGUCUGUUUCCUGUGUGCAUUGAAUAAAGAGCAUUGCUUUACAAAUCCUUUACAUA
This is a messenger RNA of Labrus mixtus (cuckoo wrasse), 3800 nucleotides long. RefSeq names its product NHL repeat containing 2 (gene nhlrc2). The coding region runs from base 14 to 2173 and encodes 719 amino acids. The transcript has 12 exons. NCBI's taxonomy places the organism in Eukaryota, Metazoa, Chordata, Actinopteri, Labriformes, Labridae. Gene Ontology annotation, molecular function: protein binding. The record is from RefSeq and is a predicted model, not a curated record.